Molecule: messenger RNA, 4323 nt
Organism: Carassius auratus (goldfish)
Lineage: Eukaryota; Metazoa; Chordata; Actinopteri; Cypriniformes; Cyprinidae
Gene: lgalslb
Product: lectin, galactoside-binding-like b
Exons: 5
Coding region: 274-819 (181 amino acids)
Molecular function (GO): carbohydrate binding
Source: RefSeq, a predicted model, not a curated record
AUUAUGUUCCGAUCCAAUGAGAUUUGAGCAGAUUAGGUUCAUAUAGAGGCUGGGAUUAACCUCCACCCGUACGAUAAUCCGCGUCAGCAUAUUUCUUUCACGCGUAGCAACACAAUAGAGUUGUUUCUUAAUUCGUUUCGAGGAUUUCUGUUUGUUUUACCGCGUUCUUCUUGAACUUAGGCACCUUGCAGCUCCCUGUCCGGUCUGCCACGACACUGUCAGAUUCCUGGGCUGGACCGCCUUUGAUAAGCAUCCUAUGGUAUUUUGUUCAAGAUGGCGGUGGCGAGCAUGGAAAAGGACGCGAUAAAUACCGAAGAUGAUCUUCACCUUAAUAACUCAUUCGGAGAUGCUGGGCUUAUCUCUCCUGAUAAAGAAGACAUCUCUCGUAUUCUGACAGUUCCUUUUAGUGGACGGAUCAGAGGUGGGAUGAGGCCUGGGAAGAAAAUUAUUAUAAUGGGCAUCAUUGAUCCAGAGCCAGACAGCUUUGACAUCAGUUUGACCUGUGGCCACAGUGAGGAGAAGAACGAUGAUGAAGAGCUCACUGAUGUGGCCCUUAAACUCAGCGCAAGAUUCACUGAAAGGCAGUUUCUGAGGAAUGCACGGGUUUCUGGGAAAUGGAGUGAGGAAGAGGCACCCAUAUCUUACUUCCCCUUCAUCCCGGACCAGCCUUUUAGGAUUGAGAUCCAUUGUGAGCACCAGCGUUUUAGGAUCUUUGUGGAUGGACACCAGCUGUUUGACUUUUAUCACAAAGUAAAGUCUUUGCCAGCCAUUAAUAUGAUCCGGAUAGUUGGGAGUCUUCAGAUCACCAAGCUGGGCUAACCAAGCACACCUGAGCACGCGCCAGAAAGGACUUCUCACAGGUGACCAUCUGCACCUGUGCGUUUGCCGCAGCUCACACAAAGACAUCAACAACAUCUGCAUUUCCACUUCUCUUUUGCCCUCUAUCCUCACAUUGUAAUGAUUUCUGAGUAUUGUAUCAUAACAGGUUUGAUGAAUGGUUGCAAUAUCAGAUGUGUGUUUUCCAGUAUCUUUGCUUCACAUUGUAGCUUAGCCUAUUUGUUUAGCUUCAAUACUUUUUCAGGGAUCGCACACAUUGAUAUGCACUCUGUGGCAGUAACAUACAAUAUGCCACUGGGAUUUAGCUGCUCUUCAUAGACACUGCCAGUGUGCUUGUUCUUGUGCUCUAGCAGUGUAGGUUCAAAAUGAUCCAAAACUCAGGAAAUCAAAAAAAAAUGGUGAUUUUACUUCUUCACUCUGAUGAGAAAUUUGCUUUGAAUUAUGAUGAGUUACUCUGAAAUGCUUAGGCUGCUAGAAUAUAGGAGCUCAGAUUCCGCAUUUUGCUGUUCCGUCUGGGUUUGAUUUGUGUUAUUUAAUCUGAAUAAUUAAAAUAUCGUGGAAGGAAGAUGUUAUUUUAUCUCCAAAUCGUGUAGCGGGGUUGUAUGGUAGACGUUUAAAUAGAAUACCUUUCCUGUCUCUGUUCUUUGCAACUACACAUUUUGGGUGAUAAAGAAUGUGUUCCACAGAAAUUCUUUAGAAUGUAACCAUAAGGGUCAUUUAAUUUUGAGGUAGAGGAAGUUUUUAAUUUUUGGAAAUUCGAUCAUCCAGUAAUCUUCUUCCAAGCCAGUACAGUAUUUAAUUACAACAGUGUAAUGUUAAAUCCAGAAUGACUUCAGUGCAGCAAUUUAGCAAAAUAUAACUCCGCUUAUAUCUGUUUACGCUUUAUUAUUAGCACCUCGUAAAAGGAGCAGGUAUAACAGGGCUGAAUUGUUUCUUGAAUGUACUGUCAUCCACUGAUAGGCUUCGUAAUAGCUUCGCUGUGGGUGUAAAGUGAGCAUCUUUUAAAAAAAAAAAAUCUAUUAUUCUUUCCUCCUCCUUCAUACUCCUUAUGUCACUCCUCUUAAUAUAUAAACACAUAGUCAGUGGUCAGCAUGUUUCUGUAUUCAGCAGUGAUUUUGCUGAGAUCCUCUGCCCCGUACUCCCACAAUGCUGUCCACUCUUCUGCUCUUGCAGGAUUGGAUAUCCUAUCCAAAAAUGCUUCUUGAUUUGCAUUAAUCAUACACAUGUUCACUACCAUUCAAAAGUUUAGGGUCGGUUAGAAUUUUUGAAAGGAAUGUUUUCAAAAGGCAUCUCUCAUCAGUACUGCGUUUAUUUGAUGGGAACUGCACUAAAAACUUUUUUUUAAAUAUAUAUAUUUUUUUUUUAUAUUUAAAAAAAAAAACAUUUUAUUUUAAAAUGUAGUUUAUUCCUAUGAUGGCAACGAUGAGUUUUCACUCCAGUCUUCAGUGUCAUGAUCCUUCAGAAAUAAUUCUAAUAUGCUAAUUUGAUGCUCAAGAAACAUUUAAUUGUAUUAAAACUAACUAACUUUAUUGUGAAAACUAAGUGGUAUUAAUUUCUUAAAAAAACAAACUAAAAAAACCUUCCUGACCCUAAAUGCUGAAUGGUGUUGAAUGUAGUGUGGAUGAAUGUGCCCUGCUCUGUAGUGAAAGAGUCAGCAAUGCUCCUUAUUAGUCAGUAUUACUUUAUAUUCAGUAUUAUGGUCACUAUUGUAAUAUUUUUAAAAUUAUACUUCUAGUCAGUCUUUGUCCUGGAAUACAUGGACACGGAGGCAGUGACGGAUGAAGUUUAAGGACUAAUGUUUUGUCUUCUUUACUGAUCCAUCUAUGUGACUAAAUUUCAUGUGAUGAAAUAAUUCUAUUAUAUGCCAGAGAGUACUUAACACCAGCCAAAGACAUUUGCCCACAUCAGCGUCUGGUCAACAUUGAAAUCAGAAUAUUUAUUAAAGUGCAAUAUUAAAGAUCCUUAAUCUGCUGAGAAGGUACUCCUGACCGAAAGCUCCAGCUAAAUGAAGUAUUGUACAUUUAAUGUGAAGUAGGUCAUUUUUAUACUUUUAUGUCUGAUUUUCUCUGCAGUUGUUUGUGCCUCAAAACUCGUGCAGAGAUGGUUUAAUCGAGACUGAGAAUCGGUACUGCAGCACAAGUAAAAUGCUUCAUGACCACACACCCAUCUGACAUGUUGUGGCAAACAUACUUUGAUAUGACAUGCUUAGCAAAUGAAACCUGGUCAUCUAGACCAAUAUUAUCCACUGAACAGUAUUGCUAUUUAACUGCUAAAUCUGUAGUGAGUUGUGAGCUUCCUUCUGUGUGGUGAUGUUUUAACAAUUAUACGGUGACUAUUCUUUAUUUUGUCUCUGAACAAUGAGUGUGUGUGAAAAUACACCUGGAUAACUGAAACAUGGGGAGGGAGAAUAUGUAUUUACAAAAAUAACCGGUGAGAAUGAACACACAAGGAGAGAAUGCCAAUAGUGUUGACUGUGCUUUAAGAAACCUUAGUAUGCUAAUAGAUUUUGUGAAUGUAUUUGGCAGACGCUGUUAUCCAAAGUGACUUACAGUUCAUUGAAGUUGCAUUUCUCCCUAUGAUCCUGCUAGUAUUCUCAAUUACUGAUACCAGUUCUAAUGCUUCCAUCUUUAUUGCUCUUUCUUGUCUUGUAUCUCAGAAGUUACAGUCUUUCAAACUGGUUCACAUAUAUGAGGGUAGAAAAUGAAUGUCCUUGUUGUAAACCAUUGUUCUGAAGCCUUCGAACUUUGGAUGUAGAUAAACUAAAGCGGGCCUCUCUAUGCUUCAUUUAUUUAUAUAUAUACUUUUUUUUUUUUUUUGCUACUGCAAUCAUGUCUUGACAUUAAAGAGAGUGUUUGUAUGGUGGUGUAUGUGAUAUUUAGUCUGAGUUUUCACUGUUUUCCAGUUCGUCAACAUUUUAGUUGAUUUCUUUAGAUUUUUCCUCUUUUGGAUUUUCAGAGCUUUGCUUUUAGAGCUUAAUAUUUCAGUUCUUUUAUUUAAAGAUAAUAUUUCAGAUGUGUUUAUGCAUUACUAAAGUGGCCCAUUGCUUAGAGUUAGUUUGUGAUGUUGGAUGUAGGUGCACAAUUAUUUUCAUGAAUUAAAACCUGAGUUGGUUCUGUGUGCUUUUUUGAAACUUGGUAAUGGUAUUCAUCUCAAAUCUGCCAGAAAUAUGGCAUUGUUGUUUGGGAUCUAAAAUGGUAUUCUUACUAAUGAUUUACACUAACAGAUUUAAUUUUGAGUUGCACUUUUCAAAGUUAUCUUUUUUUUUUUUUUUUUUUUUUUGGUAAUGCACUUAAUGUGCGAUUGAAGCAGGUGCUGCUAUAUAAACUAAUAAAAAACAAGCAGUAAAUUCAUAAUUUGCCAAGGUAUGAAAUAUUGUCAUCCAGCAUCCCCUGUAAAAUACUUCAAUGUGUAUGGUACAACUAAAGAGUAGCAUUUGGGUGAAAAAAAGUAUGUGAGAAUAAAAUUGUGCAUUACAAAUCCCUAAAA